Messenger RNA from Postia placenta MAD-698-R-SB12, 1780 nucleotides. RefSeq lists its product as hypothetical. The transcript is spliced from 15 exons. Gene Ontology annotation, cellular component: endomembrane system; membrane. Lineage: Eukaryota; Fungi; Basidiomycota; Agaricomycetes; Polyporales; Adustoporiaceae. Bases 127 to 1704 code for a protein of 525 amino acids. The record is from RefSeq and is a predicted model, not a curated record.
CCUUCCACCGUGCCUUCGGUUGUGCAGGAAAGCAUCCCCCAGGCACAGACAGGCAGUCAGUCAGUUCUACCGCCUGCCCAGCCUACACAUGCACGGCCAGCUUGGGCCCUCAGCAUACCUCUCGCGAUGCACGUGUACCUCUCGACGUCUCCUACGGGCGAGGUGUUCGCAAACCAAUGGACGUCGGAAAGGCGCGAUAAUCAAGAUGAUAAAUUACCUCAUUUUGUGUGGGAGAACAUAACGUAUGGCGACUGGUCAGAUACGAGAACGACGGACUUUGUAGUAGACCUGCCGGUGAGCGUACAAGCCAACGGCUCACUAUGGGCGGACGUAUUCUUGGUCAAAGAUGGAGCCAGUCCCGACCCAUCUAAGCCGAAUUUCGACAGCAGGGCCGUGCACCAUACCAGGAAAUUGCUGACCCGAUACCUUCCGAAGGCUAAAGUCCGCAAGGUGAAGAGUCUUAUAUCUGGUCAAGACGAACAGCCGGAGGAGGAGGAGGAACCACAAACUGACGUCAUCGCGUCUCAUUGGCACCCAAAUCUCACCUUGGCUCUUGUGUCUGAUGCCACGGUUCUUCCCUACACCCAGCUUCCGCCGCCGCUCGCUCAGCAUGUCUAUCUGUACCCCGAGAGGGAUGAAGCAGGAACAAUCGCAUUCUACAAACCUAUAAUAUUCCCGAACGAUUUCUGGCUUCUUCGUUCUCAGUUCAUCGAGAUCAAUAAAACGACUGCUCAGCUACCGCUUUCGGUGACGUUCCAGCCCCUCUCCUACUGGAAAUUUCAAAUCUACGCCUCGUUAUCACAAGGGCUCGACGAUGCAAUAAAGCAGCAGGGCGGUAGUGGCGCAGAAUUGGACGAAAUCAAACGAAUGCUUGUCGAGACGAGCCCAUGGUACCUGGGUCUUACCGCGUUCGUCAGCGUCUUGCACAUGUUGUUCGAGAUGCUCGCGUUCGGUUCAGAUGUCGCGCACUGGAGACAAAAGCAAGAAAUGGUUGGGGUCUCUAUCGUCACCAAUGUCGUCGUCCAAAUAAUUAUCUUGUUAUACCUCAUCGACAAUAACGAGCAGACCAGCUGGAUGAUUUUGAUGGGGUCCGGUAUGGGAGUUCUUGUCGAGGCCUGGAAGAUCACAAAAGCUGUCGACAUUAGGAUUGUGCCUGCUGCUCCAGGGGCUUGGUUCCCUUACAAGGUUGAAGUUAGAGACAAACAUGUCUUGUCUGAGGACGAGAAGAAAACUCAAGAGUAUGAUAAGUUGGCGUUCCGCUACGUCUCGUGGGUCACCAUACCAUGCUUGGCCGCAUACACCGUGUAUUCGCUAUUGUACGAGACACAUCGAGGGUGGUACAGUUUUGUCAUCUCGACGUUGACCUCUUUUGUCUACAUGUUCGGUUUCGCCCAGCUGGUGCCCCAAUUGAUCAUAAAUUACAAGCUCAAGAGUGUGGCUCACAUGCCCAUGAAAGCCAUGAUAUACAAAACUCUGUCCACGGUUGUGGACGAUUUCUUUGCAUUCUGCAUCAAGAUGCCGCUGCUGCAUCGGUUGGCCUGCUUCCGAGACGACGUAGUGUUCCUCGUGUUUCUGUAUCAACGCUGGAUCUACCGAAUUGAUCCCAAGCGAGUGAACGAGUACGGUCAGGUGCUGGCGUCAGAAGUUGAUGCCGUACAGGCGAAUGAGGGCAAAGAGACGGCAGAGGCGAAGAAGAACAAGUGAUCAAGUGGGGUCGGUGACUGUGUAUACCUACUGUGUACCCUCGGCCGGAACAGGGAUUAUCUAUCAUUCGCCUGCA